CUUUCAGUUCCGCGAUAUUCAAGCCUUUUCUAGGACCACUGGUUCGUCAAUGAAGAGGAAACGGCCUUCUACGACUGCAUGUCAUUCGAGACGAGGAAAGGAAGGGAAAGUCAUGGUGUCGCAAUGAGCGAUCCUGUCCAAGGCAAGUUCCGCUUACUGGAGACGUGGGAUGGUGGUGUGCAUUGGGCUAUCGUUUCGAACAAUACAAUGCCCCCAGCACUGGAGGGCGAGUUUGGUUUCGCGGCCAGUGGGACGUGUAUUGAGGCUGCGGCGGGUCGAUGGUAUUUGGCGACGGGAGGGGUUGACCCGGGACGUAUCUUUUACACUACCUCCCCCAGCGUCAGUCACGGCUGGCAAGUCGCAAACUCAUCCAUCGCUGGUGGCGCAGCAGCUGGAGUGUUCUCUGUACGUUUUCGCGACACACGACACGGUAUCGCAGUCGGAGGCGACUACGAACAGCCUACAGCCAGCAACAAUACGGCCGCCUGGUCAAGCGAUGGCGGAGCGAAUUGGCACAAAGCUGACUCAUUCCCGCGCGGUUAUAGGUCAGGCGUCAGUUGGAUACCUGGUAGGAGACAGGUAGCAGUAGCGGUCGGCACCAGCGGCUCCGACUUUACUAUCGAUGGAGGAAGGAAUUGGGCGGGCAUCGCUAACGGGACAUUCGAUGCUGUAGAGUGCGUUAGGAAGGACAUUUGCUGGGCCAGCGGGUCCGGCGGACGCGUCGCAAGGUUGCAUCUACGGGGGUUUUAAGCAACUCCCGAAGGAGAAGGGCAUGCUGAGCUGGAUAGGCUGAUGUUGCUGUCCGCCAACUUGAUCUCACCGUUGCCUGCUGUGGCGCCGAUGGGCUGCAUGCGGGGACGGACCCUCGCGGACUCUUUGUGUAUAUCGCGGCAUGUGCGAGCAUUGGCCGAUUCUCGGAGACCAGCUUCGAAUCAGGAUACAUGGAGUAUAUUACAAACGGGGCGUAGAUAGCAUAUUGUGCCACCAAGGC
Messenger RNA from Alternaria alternata, 991 nucleotides. RefSeq lists its product as hypothetical. The coding region runs from base 124 to 750 and encodes 208 amino acids. The record is from RefSeq and is a predicted model, not a curated record. Lineage: Eukaryota; Fungi; Ascomycota; Dothideomycetes; Pleosporales; Pleosporaceae. The transcript has 2 exons.